CAUUUAAGGAUUGUACUAAAAAAAUGCGAUCGCAAACGGCUGCAAUAGCGUUGACGUUCUUAGCGGCGAUUAUGCUAUUCGAUUCUUCACAUGGUGCAGCGGUGAAGCAGACUUGUAUUAAAAAUACAAAUAACUGCGUCCGCAGCGCGGAAUGUUGCACGGGAUGCUGUCACAACGAAAAAUGCGUCGAUUUCGGCGACUCCUGCCUGAGCGAUCAAUUAUCUGGUGCCGUUGGUCCUUGCGCUCAACUAGACCCGCCAUGUCCCAGGGAACACACUUGUGUUCUACAGCCAGUCCUAUGUGUGCAGAGUCCUUGUCCUCCGGUAGCUUCCUGCCUCCCGCCAGAUUACGAGGAUUACGACUAACGCAAAUUUUUAUUUCUUACCUACGAGUACUGAUCAAGUGGCAGUUGAAGGUUUUACAUUAACGUUAGACAAUAUCAGAUCUAUAUUAGGACCGUUACGAUGUUUCCAUUUUUGUAAAGCACCCGUAGAGUAUAGAAUUAUGUAUUAUAUUUUUAACGAUGUUUGGAUAUAUUAAAAAAACUGACGGUCGAA
This is a messenger RNA of Neodiprion fabricii, 557 nucleotides long. RefSeq lists its product as uncharacterized. The record is from RefSeq and is a predicted model, not a curated record. The transcript has 4 exons. The coding region runs from base 24 to 365 and encodes 113 amino acids. NCBI's taxonomy places the organism in Eukaryota, Metazoa, Arthropoda, Insecta, Hymenoptera, Diprionidae.